AUGGGCGAGGAGCAGAGCACGGUGAGCGGCGGCGGCCGGCCCCAGGAGUCGCGGGCCCUGGCCGGUGGCACCGCGGGCCACCCCGAGCCCCCGAGGCCGCGGGGGGACAGCGCAGGGGCGCCCGGGCCGCGCGCUGCCCCCACCGAGUCGAGCGGCGGUGGCUGCGGAAGCAACUCGGGCUCCGCGGACACGAGCACCCCGGAGCCCAGGAGGAGCUGGGGAGCCCCGGCCUGGAGGAAGAGCCAAGCACCGGGGCUGUCCGCGGGACUGGCACUCAACGAGCCUCUCAACCCCCAGACUUUGCAACUGCAGCUGGAGCAGGAGGAGGAGGAGGAAGCUGGGGACCGAAAAGAGGGAGGGGAUGAACAGCAGGAGGCGCCCCCCGGCGAGGAGCUGGAGCCCAGGACCCGCGCCGGGGCUCCCGAUGGACUCGUCCUGGACGUGCUGGGUCAGCGGCGCCCGCUGCCCGCCAAGAGACAAGUCUUCUGCUCCGUGUACUGCGUGGAGAGCGACCUGCCCGAGGCCCCCGCCGCGGAGCAGCGCUCGCCGCCCGCGUCGCCAGGUCGGGCUCUGCCAGUGCCCAACCCUCCCAGCACCCCUUCUUCCUUCCCCAGCCCCCGGCUGUCCCUCCCAUCGGACCCCCUCUCCCCCGACGGCGGCAGCAUCGAGCUGGAGUUCUACCUGGCGCCAGAGCCAUUCUCCAUGCCCAGCCUGUUGGGAGCUCCACCCUACUCUGGCCUGGGUGGGGUAGGGGAUCCUUAUGCGCCCCUCAUGGUGCUGAUGUGCCGGGUGUGCCUGGAAGACAAGCCCAUCAAGCCCCUGCCCUGCUGCAAGAAGGCCGUGUGCGAUGAGUGCCUCAAAGUCUACCUGAGUUCCCAGGUACAACUUGGCCAAGUAGAAAUCAAAUGCCCUAUCACGGAGUGUUUUGAAUUCUUGGAAGAAACAACUGUUGUCUAUAACUUAACACAUGAAGACUCCAUCAAGUAUAAGUACUUCUUGGAACUUGGCCGUAUUGAUUCCAGCACCAAGCCAUGUCCUCAGUGCAAGCACUUUACAACCUUCAAGAAAAAAGGACAUAUUCCCACCCCUUCCAGAUCAGAAAGCAAAUACAAAAUCCAGUGCCCCACUUGCCAAUUCGUCUGGUGUUUUAAGUGCCACUCUCCUUGGCAUGAAGGUGUUAACUGCAAGGAAUACAAAAAAGGAGACAAAUUGUUGCGUCACUGGGCCAGCGAAAUUGAGCAUGGGCAGAGGAAUGCCCAGAAGUGUCCAAAGUGCAAGAUCCACAUCCAGAGAACUGAAGGAUGUGACCAUAUGACGUGCUCCCAAUGUAACACUAAUUUUUGUUAUCGAUGUGGGGAGAGAUACCGCCAGCUCCGUUUCUUUGGAGACCACACAUCAAACCUCAGUAUAUUUGGAUGCAAAUAUCGCUACCUCCCAGAGAGACCUCAUUUAAGGAGAUUGGUGCGAGGGUCGGUCUGUGCUGGAAAAUUAUUCAUUGCACCUCUAAUCCUGGUUUUGGGAUUAGUGCUAGGGGCCAUAGCAGUUGUAAUCGGUUUGUUUGUAUUUCCUAUCUACUGCCUUUGUAAAAAACAGAGAAAACGAUCACGGACAGGUAUGCACUGGUAAAAUGCAGACGAUAUCAUCUAACUAAGCUGGUCGAAAUAGGAGCUGUACAGAAUGGUAGCCCAUCAGUGAGUCACAUCUUGAAAAACAGAGAGAGGAACCUUCUACCAUCUCUUCUGCCCGUGAUUCUCCGCAGGCCACAAUGCCUCUAGCUACGGUGCACUCCCAACCUGGUAUCCUGUCCUUUCCCUAAACAAAUUGCUGCUUUUCAAAAAUGGUCACUUUCAUAAACUAUAAACAUCUAUAUCAUAACUCUGACUUUCAUGGUUCUUGAAAGAAAAUAUUUUAAUUCAGAACCAGUUAACCUCAGAAUUGUUCUGAGCACAUCUCUCUGAGCAUUGCUUGGACUGUCUGAACCCUGAACCUCCUUCCCAGCUGUCUUGUGAGAUUUCGUGUGAAUAGCUGAAGUCCUGUCUGUACCGACAAACAAGGCCACUUUUCAGAAGAUAAGAGUUCACCAAAUGCAAAUGCACCUGUUUUCCUCUGUGGCCCAAGCAGUGUAAUUCCUUUAUUCUUCAGAUGCUAUAAUUGCUCAAAAUCUCAAUGUCCAAAAGGGAACUAAUGAAACUAAAUUAAUGAAAAGAAUCCUGAGUUACUGAGGUAACUCAGUAAAAAACGUGAGGGGCGUGAAUGUGUGUGUAUAUAAAUAUAUAUUGAAACUAGGCCCAUUAACCUUGUAUUUACCUAGUUCCAUGUCUUUACACUAUUUUUCCACACUUUCAUAGACCUAUUUAAAGAUGAUGGUUCUUUUGUGGGCAUAAUUUGGUAAUGUACUGAAUUAAAGCCAAUGUAGAAUACAGGCUAUUUCGAUGUUGACCCUUUCUAUUUCUUGCUCUCUCUUUUCAUCACACACAUCCAGAAAUUUGUGCAAUGUCACCCCAAGAAGUAUUAAGCUUUGUGAACUGACAGAAAUGAUAGGCUCCUUUUAAGAAAUUCUCAAGAUGCAAAUAUUCAGUCUUUUCAGAUUUAGUAUAUUUUGGUGUACAUGUUUCAUAAAUCCUUCACAUGGGAUUAUUUAAUCCAAAGAAUGAGUUUGGUGUGGAGAGAACUGCUUAAGUCUUUAAACAAAUACCUAUUCUGCUAAUUUUUCAACCAACUUGUACUUACAGAUAAUUCUGCUUUAGGUCAAGGUUUACAUUAUUUAAUACCCCACCUUCUUUCCUCUCCUUUCCUCUACUCUCUUUUUUUAUUUGUCCCCAAGUUUUUCAUAAAAACACAUACUAAUUUUGAAGGAUUUUUCUUAUGUUUACUGCUCAAAUGCAUAAUAAUUUGUUGGUGUCUUCUUAUGGUGAGUAAUUUGAAAACUUUUUAUGAGUUUAUGAGUUUAUCUGAAAUAUAAAGGAAACACAUAAAAAGAAUAAUAUAUUUUCAGGAAUUUCUUUCAAGCUGAGAAAUCUUUAAAAAUAAGAAAAGAACAAGUAACUAACCUAUGAUAUUCCUUUGUUUUCAUCACAAAAGUUCAUUAGCAGGAAAGAAUAAAAAGACCCCUAAGAAGCCUAAAGUUUCUAAUUGUCUCCACAUUCUUAAAAUUAGCUGUUGUAUGUACAUUUAUUUGUCAGCAACCUUGUCUGAUUUGAAAUAGAUUAUAUGAUAAAACAUGCAUUAACAUGGAUAGUCUGUUUAUGUUGGGCUCCAGAGUGUAAGAACAUUUUAUCAUUUUUGUUUGACCCAAAAUGUGAAGUUAACGUGCAUGGGUAACAAGCCAGCAUGCUUUCGUUCUUUCUGAAUAACACAGAAUAGCUGUACCACAGCGUCUGGACUAGUUGUCUAUUUCCAGUUAGAGGAGGGUGUGACAUUUAUGGUUUUGGAAUAGCACAUUUCUAAAGCAUAAUGUAGUAUAAGAAAAAGUGAUGCUCUAGUUUCACAAAUUCAUCUUUUCAUUCAUCCAUACAUUUGACAGAUAUUUAUUGAGUGCCUGUUUUAGCCACUGUAGUAUAAGACCAAAAGAAUGAAAAUUUCUAGCCUAAAUACACAUGUUUCUGUCCUAAAAGUGCUUAGGUUUUGUAAGUUCAUCUUUCCUGAACUUAGGUGUUAGUUUGGCAAUAUGUGAAUAUGAUGAAUCAAAUCUAGCAGAUGUGUACAUGUAUGAUGUAUAUAUAUCAUAUGCAUAGUAUAUAUAAAAUAGUUCCAUAACUGUAUAUGAAUACAUACACCAUAUACAUAUGUACCUACUGGCUAAAUAAUGUACUCUCUGGUCUUAGAUAGUCUAUUUUCUUAGGUUAUAGUAUCUGUUAUCUUUAGCCUACUCAGGGAUUUUUAUUCCUUUCUUUAAAUAACUUAUCUUUUGGAGGUAUUUUUAUAUUAUUUGAAAAACUUUCUAAUAUUCCAGUUACAAAGUGGUGUCUAUUUUCAGUGAAGGCUAUUCCAUCAAUGCUUGAAGUAGUGUGCACCGUGUUGCACAGGAUUUUCAUUUUUCUAUUGCGUAGAUUUUUUUAAAUGAAUGUAUGCAUCUUCCCUUUAAAGCUUAAUAUAUAUUAGGCCUUCCCCUGCUAGUAACUUAAAGUAAUUAUUUGUGAAUUGUUUUGCUAAGUUUCAUCAAGAUCUUAAAAAAAGAGAAGAAAACAAAAGGUAUUAUGUUUAUGUUAGUGCCAACUUUGAAGGUAAAACAAUAGUAGUAACUUUUGGGAUAAAUUCUAAAAACUACUUUAGAAAAAGAAGCAUGCACAUAAAAUAAAUAUCUUUGUAUCCAAGGCUUGUCAUUUUUAUAUGUUUUUAUUAUAAAUUUAAUAUAUACUACUUUUUAAAAAAUCGACCAUACAGAAUUUAUAAAAUACAAAUUUCUCUGCUUACCCCACCCCUUAUUUGAUAGGGGGUAACCACAUAAUGGUUUGGUAUGUACCCUUCCAGACACUUUCUACAAAAACACAAAUAGGUGUGCGUGUAUAUGUCUGUGUGUAUUAGUUUUAUACAAAGAGAAUAAUAAUAUUUUUACCAUACUGUGA
Molecule: messenger RNA, 4565 nt
Organism: Microcebus murinus (gray mouse lemur)
Lineage: Eukaryota; Metazoa; Chordata; Mammalia; Primates; Cheirogaleidae
Gene: RNF217
Product: ring finger protein 217
Biological process (GO): protein ubiquitination
Molecular function (GO): ubiquitin-protein transferase activity; zinc ion binding
Source: RefSeq, a predicted model, not a curated record